Salvelinus fontinalis (brook trout) is the source of this 9269-nucleotide messenger RNA. It is a transcript of the gene dspa, whose product is annotated as desmoplakin a. Gene Ontology annotation, molecular function: structural molecule activity. The coding region runs from base 208 to 8418 and encodes 2736 amino acids. Lineage: Eukaryota; Metazoa; Chordata; Actinopteri; Salmoniformes; Salmonidae. Gene Ontology annotation, cellular component: intercalated disc; intermediate filament; cytoplasm. The transcript has 24 exons. Gene Ontology annotation, biological process: cell-cell adhesion; skin development; wound healing. The record is from RefSeq and is a predicted model, not a curated record.
UAUUUCGUUUGAGACACCGCUAGGUGUGGUCUCCGUCCAAAAACAACACUCUUCCGUGUUCUCAGUAGUACAAUAUCGGCGCAACAGGAGACGUCGUCGACUGUGCGCGCAGGGACGAGCUCCAUUGACGUUUAGGACUACAUUUCUUUCAAUACCAUUUACCUUUUUUUAACAGAAUUGCAAUCAUAAACGGGACUGGAAAUUAGUAUGUACGGCUCUCAAAGUAGACUUCCGACCAUGAUUCGGAGGACUAAUUCUCGACCAGACCUGACGAGCGGCAGUUUCACCAUUCCCAGGAAUGACGGCAGCCAGGUCUUCGUCGGUGGAAACAGCUAUCAACAGGAAUAUGGAGAUGGAUACACCUAUUCACAAACUUACUCCAAAUCUUCCUUGGGAGGAGGUGGAGGUGGAGGUGGUGGAGGUGGAGGAGCCUACGGAGGGGAUGGUGGAGGGGGCGGUGGUGGGGGAGGCGGAGGCGGCUACGGAGGGGGAGCAAGUGUGCAGAGCAUCCAAAAGAAAGCUUUCUUCCUGCAAUGCCAGUGUCAGGAGUACCUGCAGAGAGUACAGCAGAUUCUCCAGGCACGUGGUCCAGCGGUGGAGGUGGACAAGCUGAUCACUAUGUCCUCUGAGACUAUAGAGAAACUGAAUGAAUGUGCCAUAGAGCUGCAGCAAAUGAGACAACCCAACGACAACAUCAUCAGGAGCGUACAGCAGCUCCAAAGCAUGCAGAGUGGGAUCAUCUCCUCCAUCAGUGGGACAAUCCAGAGACAGACCAGAGGAAGCAUUGGCUGGGAGGAGAGAGGGAGGACCUAUGCUGAUGCCAUGUCCUGGAUUGGCCAACAGAAGCGUCUGAUCGAGACGUCUCCGUGGGGUGAGGACGCGGCCACCAUCGAGCAGCAGAUCCUCAGCCAGAACAAGUUCCACAGCUCUAUACAGAGGAGCCAUGAGGUGGAUCUCGCCAGGGAUGAACUGGCCCAAAAGGAUGACAAGGGCGGCCUCCAUUCCCUGCAGCAAGAAUGGGACAGUCUGCAGAAAAUGUCAUUUGCUCGUACGGGCCAGCUGCGAGAGCUGCAGAACAUCAUCGACGAGAUCUCCAGGGCCAUCAUGUGGGUCAACGAGAGAGAGGAGGAGGAGCUGGUGUUCAACUGGGGAGACAAGAACAUCGACGUCUACAUCCCCAAGAAACAGGAGAGCUACUCCAAACUGAUGAGUGCCCUGGAGGAGAAAGAGAAGGAGCUGAACAAACUGAAGCAGAAAGUGGAUGGUCUCCUGAAGAACAAUCACCCAGCUUCAGACAAGAUAGAGGCCUAUAUGGAUACUCUGCAAACCCAGUGGAGCUGGCUGCUCCAGAUCACCAAGUGUAUUCAUGUCCACCUGAAGGAGAACGCUGCCUACAGCCAGUUCUUUAAGGAGGCCAAUGAGACCUACAGCAAGCUGCAAAAGGACCAUGAGAUCAUCCGUAAGAAGUUUACCUGUGAUAAAGGAACACCUCUGGAGAACCUCACUGAGCUCCUGAAGAACCUCGAGAGAGAGAAGGAGAGGGUCAUGGAGAAUAAGAGGCAGGUGAAGCACCUGGUGAAUAAGUCCAAGAGCAUCGUGAGGCUGAGACCACGUAAUCCUGAAGAGAAGAGCAGCACAGCUGUUAUAGUACAGGCCCUGUGUGACUUCAAACAGGACCAGAAAGGGAUCUUAAAGGGGGACGAGGGCAUCCUGAAGGACAACUCCCAGCGCAGUAAGUGGCACGUGACGGGUCCUGGAGGUCUGGACAUGCUGAUCCCAUCUGUGUGCCUCCUCAUCCCCCCACCCAACCCCCUAAGCAUCGGCCUGGCCAACAAGAAUGAACAGUACUAUGAGGCUAUCAUGGGCAUCUGGAAUCAACUCUACAUCAACAUCAAGAGCCUCAUCUCCUGGCAGUACUGUGUCAAAGACAUCAACCAUAUCAACUCCCUCACCCUCACCAUGCUGUCCCAGAUGCGUCCUGAGGAGUACCGUAGCAUCAUUAAGAGUCUGGAGACUCACUACCAGGAGUUCCUCCGCAACAGCCACGGCUCCGAGAUGUUUGAAGAGGAUGAGAAGAAGAAGAUGGAGGGCCAGUAUUCUGGAGCCCAGAGCCACUACGACACACUGGUCAUAGGGCUGCCUACAUACAAUCAAUCCAACGUGGUGGUGGUCCAGCCUGAGCCGCCCAUCAAAGCUAACACUACCAAGAUCACCAAUACCUCGCUGACUGAUACCAGCAUCUCCACCCAGGGCUCUAACAUGAGCCUGACCCUGCUCAGUGACUUCCAAGCCCUCAGACGCAGGCUGGAGCUGGCUGAAUCAGGCCUCAGCCACCACCUCCAUGUUUCCCUGGGGGAGAACAGUGUGCAGGAGUGCUCACAGCACCUCCUGAAGCUGGAGGGCAUUCACAAUGACCUGGAUGGUGUGCGUGAUGAGUACCUGAGGCUGAGGGAGAGGGUGGUGAAGCAGCUGGAGGGGACGGCAGCAGACUCGGAGCAGGCCAAGUUCCUCAGGAAAGAGCUGGAUCUCCUCAACCAGAAACUGGGAGAUCUGCAGGGGCUGUCCUCUGCCUACCUCCAGAGACUGUCAUAUCUGCAGAACUUGCUACAGAGCCUCAUCCAGGCUGAGGAUGUCAUCAAGGUCCACGAGGCCCGUCUGACUGAGAAGGAGACCACUUCCCUGGAUCUCAACGAGUUGGAGCGCUACAGGGCUACACUCAAGCAAAUGAAGUCUGACCUGGAACAUAAGAGAGACCUUCUGAAGGCCAUUGAGAGUGACCUGGCCAAUGCCGUCCACGUGAACAGUCAGAUCUCAGCUUCCUUACACAAGUGUGAUGUGGACCUGUCCAAGUACGCUGAGCUGGUGACCCAGAUGUCUGACCGCUGGAGACGCAUCCAGACCCAGAUCGACAGCAGAGUGUGGGACCUGGAGAAGCAGGAGAAACAGCUGAGACAUUUCCAGCAGAGCAGCGGAGUGGUUGACCAGUGGAUAGACAACGCUAGACAGCGCCAGGACACCCUGCAGACAGCCAAGUUCAGCAACAGCCAGGCUGUCAUGGAGCACCUCAACCAACAGAAGGUGCUGCACAGUGAGAUCAAAGGGAAGAAGGAGAAGGUGGAAGAUGUACAGAAGGAUGCGGACACCUGCGUUGCCUCCAUCAAGGACUAUGAGCUGCAGCUGGCCUCCUACAGUGCAGGACUGGAGACCCUGUUGAACAUACCUAUCAAGAGAACCAUGCUCCAGUCCCCUGCCACUGUGGUCAGACAGGAGGGUUCUGACCUCCAGUCUCGCUACAUUGAGCUCCUGACCCGCUCCAGUGACUAUUACAAGUUCCUGGGAGAGACGCUCAAGAACAUGGAGGAACUGAAGAUUAGGAACACCAAGAUUGAGAUGCUGGAGGAGGAGCUCCGUCGUCUAAAGGAGAACAUUGGGGACCACAGCCAGAAGAACCGUUCCUUAGAGGACGCCCUGUCUCGGUACAAGCUGGAGCUCUCACAGUCUAAAGAACAACUCAUCUCCAUGGAGGAGGUGAAGAGGACCACAGCUGUGCAGGUCAGCGUGGCCAGGGAGAGCCUGGACAACACCAGCAGCCAGUUGACUGAGCUCAACGACAAGUUGACCCGUCUCACCUACCAGCUGGACGAGGAGAAGAGGAAGAAGAGGCUGGCCGAGGAGCGCUACACAAGCCAGCAGGAAGAGUACGAGGCGGCCGUGCGCCGGCGCCAGAAGGAGCUGGACGAGCUCAACUGGUCCAAGAUCGACUUGGAGAAGGCAGUGAAGGACAAGGAGCGCGAGCUGGACAGGCUGAGGAUGCAGCUGGAAGAGGAGGCCACGAGGAGGCGUGGGGCGGAGCAGGAAAUCUCUAAGGUAAGAACCCAGUGCAACCAGGAGAUGAGUAACCUUAAGCAAACCUAUGAGUCAGAGAUCCACGUCACCAAGACCACCAUCCUCAAGGCUUCUCAGCAGAAACAGGAGGACACGGCUGAGCUCAAACUGCAGUGUGAGGGACUAGAAUCGGAUAAAAGGGAUCUUGAAGAGGAGUUGAGGAGGUUGAGACUGUCUGUGACUCAGACUGAGGCGAUGAGGAGGAAGGCAGAAGAUGAGGUCCAUCAGCAGAGGUCUACAGGGACGGAGGAGUCGAGGAGGAGGAGAGAGCUGGAGAUACAGCUCCAGACUGUGGUCACCCAGAGAGGAGAGGAGGAGCUGAGGCAGAAGGAGGCGCUGGCCGAGGCCACCAGUAGCAGCCAGGAGAAGAGCAGGCAGAUCAGACUUCUGACACACAACCUGGAGGAGGAGGGCAAGAAGAGAAGUGCCCUGGAGAUUGAGCUCACCAAGCUCAGGCAGUCCUACACUGAGCUGCAGACCAGUAAUGCCACCUCUCGGGAGGUCAUCAACAAGCUCAAGAUCUCAGAGCAGGAGAUCCACCUCGUCCGAGUGGAGCUGGAAAAGCAGACCAACGAGAGGACCAAGGCUGAGACAACUGCCACCAGGCUGCAGAGCCGCAUCAGGGACCUGCAGGCUAUGGUGGAUGGUCUGGAAGCGGAGAUGGAGAAGCAGAAGAGAACCACCCAGGAUGAGUUCACCCGCAGGAAGAGGAUUGAGUCUGAGCUGGAGAAGAUGACCCAGAGCUGCAGAGAACACACCACCUCCCUCAACACCUUCAGGGCCAAGCAGGAAGAGGUGUCCACCUCAGGGAGGAAGUACGAACAGGAUCUCAGGGCUCUCCAGGAGGCUCUGGACAAGAGCCUGCGGGAGCACAAAGCCACCACGGAGAACCUGGGGCAGGCAUCUGCAGAGUUAAAGGCUCUCCAACAGCAGCUCUUCCAAGAGCAGGGGAAGGUCCGUGAAGUCAAUCUCCGCAACGAGAGCCUCUACAAAACCAUAGAGGAGAAGAGUCGGCUGCUCAAUGAUGCCACCACAGAGAUCGAGAAACUUCAGAGCCUUACUCAGAAUCUGACCAAGGAGAGGCUGAGGCUUGAGGAGGAACUGAGAGGAGUGAAGCAGGAGAAAGAGCAACUAAAACUUAACAGAAAUAGUGUGGAUGGAGAGAGCCAAGCCCAGAUCUCAUCCCUGCAUGUCCAGCUCCAGAGCAGCAGCAAGAUGACACUGGAACUCCAAGCCCUCAUCAAGGACCUGACCAAGGAGAGGGAAAAGCUAAAGUCGGAUUUGGACAAAGUCCAAAAGCAAUCCAUAGAGACCUCCAUGAUUGUGCAGAAGUCUCAGACCCACUACACUGAAAUCCUGUCUGAGAGGGACGCCCUUCUGAUCAAGUUGAAGCAGCUGGAACAGGACAAGACCCACCAGGGUCACUAUAAAGAGGAACUGAAUCGCAUCAAGGUCUCCUUGGAGACUGAGCUGCGCAACAAACAGCGUCUCCAGGAAGAACGAGACAAGAUGCAAAAGGACUUCACCUACUGGAAGAGCCAGUACGAACUGAAGGAGAGCCAGAUGAGGCAGAGCGACUCGGACAAGGACAAGAUGGAGAGGGAGAGACUCUCCCUGAAGAGCGAGAUGGAGCGUAUGAUAGUGGAGCUGAGGACCGUGGAGGAGAGGUAUAAGGGCAGGCUGCAGAGCUCAGAGAGGGAGGUGUCAGACCUGGCCCUGAAGAGAGACGCCCUGGAGAGGGAGUUGAGGAGGCGUCAGCAGAGACCUGACUCCAUGAGCAUCCAGACCCAGACAGACGAGAAGGUGGUCACCGUGGACCCGUCUAAACUGGUGUUCGAUGGGGUUCGCCGUAAGGUCACCGCCCACCAGUUGUGUGACUGUGGCAUUAUCAGCAAGGCCACCCUGGAGCAGCUGCUGAAGGGAAAGAGGACCGUGGAGGAUGUGGCCGUCGACAUCCAGCUUAGCCUCAAGGGAACAGGCGUCAUUGCAGGCAUGAUCAGAGGACCCCAGGGCAGGAUGUCCAUCACUGAAGCCAAGACCAAGAACCUUCUGAGCCAAGAGAGUGCCCUAAUGCUACUGGAGGCCCAAGCUGCCACCGGCCACAUCAUGGACCCCAAGUUUAACGAGAAGAUGUCUGUUGAUGCUGCCUCCUCCAGAGGAGUGGUGGACACAGACGAUAGAGACGCCCUCAUGACAGCUGAAGCAGCCAGUGCAGGCUUCAAAGAUCCAUACACCGGGAAGCUGCUGUCCAUUGGACAGGCUCUGAAGCUGAAACGUCUGGACAAGGAGACAGCCCUCCGGUUGCUACAGGCCCAAGAGUCUGUUGGAGGAAUCCUGGACCCAGUUCUGAGUGUGUUCCUGCCCAAAGACCUUGCCCUUGACCGCAAUCUGAUUGAUGAAGACCUCUACAGGGCUCUGAACAAGAAGCCAGCCUGCUAUCUGGACCCAGUCACUGAGAAGAAGAUCAGCUACAGUGACCUAAUGUUGAAGUGUAGGAUUGAGCCCGCCUCUGGCAUGCUGCUCCUCUCAGCCCCGGAAAAGCCCAUGACCGUGCAGGGCCUCAGGGGAGAGGUGUCCGUCACAGAGCUGAUCAAAUCCAACUUGCUGUCUGAGACAGAUGUACAGAAGCUGAACCAGGGCAAGCUCAGCAGCAAGGACAUCGAAGACAAGCUCAAGAACUACCUGCAUGGUUCUAACUGCAUCGCAGGGAUCUAUGAUGAAGCCAACAACAGGACAAUGACCAUCUACCAGGCCAUGAAGGCUGGUCUGCUCAGACAAGGAACCACCCUGGAGCUUCUGGAAGCCCAGGCUGCCUCUGGCUUCAUGAUCGACCCUGUCAACAAUGUCUGCCUGACUGUGGAUGAGGCCUCGAAGAGAGGCCUUGUGGGCAAAGAGUUCAAGGACAAGCUGAUGUCUGCAGAGAGGGCCGUCACUGGAUACAAAGACCCACACACUGGCAAGACCAUCUCCCUCUUCCAAGCCAUCGAGAAGGAUCUGAUUGAGAAGGGCCAUGGGAUCAGACUGCUUGAGGCUCAGAUAGCCAGCGGUGGCAUCAUCGACCCCAAGGAGAGCCACCGUAUCGAUGUAGACAUCGCCUACAAGAGGGGCUACUUCGACGAGGAGAUGAAUGAGAUCCUGACCUAUGAAGGAGAUGACACCAAGGGCUUCUUUGACCCCAACACCCAAGAGAACCUGACAUACCUGCAGCUGAAGGAGAGGUGCAUCACAGACCCCAAGACUGGCCUGGUUCUCCUACCCCUGAGAGACAAGACCAAGCCCCAGCAGACGGUUCAGCAGAGCAGCCAGAAUACCAUCCUCCGUAAGAGGAGGGUAGUGAUCGUGGACCCUGACACUGGAAUAGAGAUGACCGUGAGGGAAGCCUACCAUAAGGAGCUCAUUGACUAUGACACCUUCCUAAGUCUUUCAGAGCAAGAGUGUGAAUGGGAGGAGAUCACCAUCACAGCUUCUGAUGGUUCAGCCCGUCUGGUGGUGGUGGACAGGAAGACAGGCACCCAGUAUGACAUCCAGGACUCCCUGGACCGUGGCAUCAUUGACCAGACCUCUCUGGAGCAGUACCGAUCAGGAACCCUGACUCUCCCUCAGUUCGCUGACCUCAUCACCAGCAAUAGCAACCUCAGCGAGUUGACAAUGACCACCAGAAACAUGGAGGACGUGGCCACCUGCAGCAGCCCCCCCCAGGCCCGUCCCUCUUCCCCCACCAUCCGCAAGCGCUUCAAUAACAUCUCCAUCAUCUUCUCCCCGCCAGAGGAGUUUGACGAAGGGAGCCCUGUUGCGGCCAUCUUUGACACUGAGACGAUGGAAAAGAUCACCAUUCCGGAGGCUCUACGGAGAGGCUUAGUGGACGCCAUUACAGCUCAGAGGUUGCUGGAGGCCCAGGCGUGUACUGGAGGCAUCAUCAACCCCACCAAUGGUCAGAGGCUCAACCUGCAAGAUGCUGUGCACCAAAGCAUCAUUGACAAUGACAUGGCCACCAAGCUGAAGCCAGCCCAGAAGGCCUUCAUGGGCUUCGAGGACAUGAAGACCAAGAGGAAGAUGUCUGCGGCCGAGGCCAUGAAGGAGAAAUGGCUGCCUUAUGAGGCCGGACAGAGAUUCCUGGAGUUCCAAUACCUGACAGGAGGUCUGCUGGAGCCCGGUACGGGCCAGAAGACCUCUAUCGAGGAGGCCAUCCGACGAGGCUGGCUGGACGGUCGUGGAGCCCAGAAGCUACAGGACACGCGGAGCCACACCAAGAACCUGACCUGCCCCAAAACCAAGCUGAAGAUCUCCUACAAGGAGGCCAUGGACAGCUGCAUGGUGGAGGAAGGCAAAGGCAUGAAGAUGCUCCAGGCCUCCUCCAUAUCCACCAAGGGCAUUAGUAGCCCCUACAACGUGUCCAACCCAGGCUCCCGUUCGGGCUCCAGGACUGGCUCUCGUACAGGGUCUAGGAGUGGCUCUCGCAGGGGCAGUGUGGAUUACUCCUCCAGUUACAGCUCCUUCACAACUUCUUCCUCCACCACCUUUAGCUCCAACUGACAGUUCUAUUAUUAAAACACACUUACAGAGAAAAGAGGGUGUGGAGUAGAUUGGAGUAGACUGUGCCUAUGUGAUGUGGCACAUUUGUUAUGGUUAUGGAAGAUGGAAAGUGGGUUAGGUGGGGUUAGCAUUUGUGAUGUGGUAUAUUUUUCAUUAAUUGUGUUUAGUUGGUGUUUUGUGCUGUCAACGAAAUCUGGUUGGUGGUAUAAAGGCUGGGUAUAUUGAGAAAUAUGUUAGAAUGUUUUGUUAGGAUUCAUUAUGGAUCUAUGUCAAUGUUUAGAUUUGUUUAAACUUGGGUGAAAAGGAAUUUAGUGUUGAAAUAUAUAACAUUUUGCCCAAAAAAAGAAACUGCUUUUAAAUUGUACUUAGCUUUGUUUUUAUGUAGACACAUGGUUGUUGUUUAAUUUGAAUGGGAGGGAAUCAAUUAGUGUUUCAAAGAUCCUUUGCUCACAGAUCUACAACAGGGGAAGGCAACUAGAUUAAGACACGGGACCAUUUUUGUCGGAGCGAAUGGCCUUGUCUUGGAAAAUAAUAAGAAUCAUUUGUACACUUCAAAUUGACCACAACUAAGCCCCAAAAUAGAUUAUAUUUGAAAAUAACAUAGAUACACAAUCACUUUUUAAAAACAUUCUUUGUGGGAAUACUUGUGAAAAUAUUUCGUAAAUUAAACAAAUUUUUAGCUGAAUGGCUGGUGAUUUUAGUAUUUUUGACCAAAAACUAACUCUACUUGAUAAUGGCAUAUAUUUUACAACACAAUGUGCUGAAUUGUAAAACAAGUAAUAAACCAUUAUGAAUGAAAUAAUGUUGUAUUCCAAAGGAUUGAAAAAUAAAAGUUUAUUAUUCCCAACAGA